AACACAGACACCCACUCUGUCUUCUACUUGAUCCUGGUCUCAGAGAUAUUACAAUGUCUGCUCCUGCGAUUGCUUUACCGGCGCCUGGUCCGGCCAAGUCUCCCAAGAAGACAAGCAAGGCCAAGAAAGGUCCGACUGUGUCAAGCCUGAUACUGAAGGCUGUGGCUGCGUCCUCCGAGCGCACUGGCAUAACCCUGCCAGCCCUGAAGAAGGUCCUGGCGGCGCGAGGCUACGAUGUGAACAAGAACAAAGUCAGGCUGGCCGGUGCCAUCAGGCGCUUGGUGGCCAAGAAAGUUCUGGUCCGGAGCAAAGGCUCUCUCAAGCUGAACAAAAAGCCUCCCACACCUCGAAAGAAGAAGGUGGUGAAAAAGAAGAAGGCAACGACCAAGAAGGCUAAGAAGCCCAGCGCCAAGAAAGCAGCAGCAAAGAAGUCACCUAAAAAGAAGAAGGCAAAGAAGAGCCCCAAAAAGAAAGCCGCCAAGAAGCCAAAGGCCCCCAAGAAGGUCAAACGCAGGGUCGCCAAGGCUCCCAAGGCUGCCAAGGCUGCCAAGACCAGGACCAGGGCUGCCGCUAAGAAGUGAAUAUUCUCCCACUGAACACUAUGCGGCCCAAAGGCGUUUUUGCCGGCUUUUGACUCUGUGUGGACUAAACUGCAUUCAACUCAAGAUUCUGAGUUUGCUUUAGCUAUUUUAGUUUUUCUACAGUUGAAAAUACUGAACUUGCUGUUUGAGAACCCUUUCUCACUCUCUCUCUCUUCUGUCGUAGCCUGUAUUAGAUUGAAUAGCAACAGUUGGAAAUGUAAAAAAAAAAAUAUAAAAAAAUAACAUACAAUAAAACUAUUUUAAUUUA
Stegastes partitus (bicolor damselfish) is the source of this 849-nucleotide messenger RNA. Its product is annotated as histone H1. Gene Ontology annotation, cellular component: nucleosome. The transcript has a single exon. Bases 54 to 581 code for a protein of 175 amino acids. Gene Ontology annotation, biological process: nucleosome assembly. The record is from RefSeq and is a predicted model, not a curated record. Lineage: Eukaryota; Metazoa; Chordata; Actinopteri; Pomacentridae. Gene Ontology annotation, molecular function: DNA binding; structural constituent of chromatin.